This is a messenger RNA of Procambarus clarkii (red swamp crayfish), 1241 nucleotides long. RefSeq lists its product as uncharacterized. The record is from RefSeq and is a predicted model, not a curated record. Lineage: Eukaryota; Metazoa; Arthropoda; Malacostraca; Decapoda; Cambaridae.
CUUUCCCACCUGUCGGCAACCCCCCUCUCCCAGUAUAUAAGGCGUCUCGACCCCUCCCAUGGCAUCACAACCCGUUCAUCUGUCCAGCCGCUGACUUCCUGUCCCUCAGAUUUCUUUCAGAGUGCAAGCAUCAUGCAGCUGAAGAAAUGGCUCCUUAUUGCCCUGGUGGCUGUGAUUGUGAAGGAGGCUUCACCCUUUAUUCUGUUGACUGCGGCAGCGGGAGCGGCUGCGGCAGCGGGUACGGCUGCGGUUGUAGCGGGGACAGCUGCGGCUGUAUCGGCGGCGGCUGCCGCAAAGGCCCUGACUUUCGGACUAGCAGCCACCGCACCUGUUCUUGAAGUAAUCGGCGGCACAGCUGUCCUCCUGGGCACAGCUGGACUUGUCGGUAAAGCCGCCGUCGGGAAAGCUGCGCUGAUAGGCGCUGCCGCAACACCAGUGGUCGUAGUGACAUCUGCGCCAUAUGGAACCAUCCAGAAAACUAUUUCCUACCGAAGAACCCGUGAAGCGCCGUCUGUAGUCGAGGACGACGUCUCAACCAACACUCUUAACAUCUUGUUCUCGGCGGCGGAGACUCUGGACAACAAGACCAACUGUGGUCUGCGUGUGGUGUGCGAACUGGCAGCCACUCCGGUCCAACAGCUGGCUCCUGACGAGGCUCUGCUCAUGUCCCUCUUCGGCGACCAUCCCGGCCUCGUCCCCGACCAGAUCAACAGUCCGGUCAUGCCCUUCCAACUGGCCGCCUUCCUGGGCAACCAGUCCGGGUCUACCGCCGCCUGCGCCAGCGCCUACCACAAGUGCCACUUCAACUCUACCCAAAUCAUGAACAUGAUUCGACAAAGCGAUCCUGACCAGGUCUAACUUGUACUUUAACUCUUAACACUACUUACCUCAUGUAUGCAUAAUAUUUGUAUCAUUAACACCCGGCUUAAAUUAUCAAGCAGUUUCAGGGAAAACGGUUAUCAAAACCCCCCAUUUAUAAGGAGAUUUAAUGAACUGUUUCCCUAUCAAAACUAAACAGUUUCCCCCCACAAACCCCAUGAUCAGCUAAGCUGCAGUGCAUAGCGAAGAUAUAGAACUGCCUGCACAAACAGCUUGAUGGAUCAUGCCCCCAGUUAGAGCUAGUCAGAGACCACUGUACAGGGAAAGCUGUCUGGUAUCUUGUAUGUGAACCAUUUAACAGGCCCCGGAAUAAAGGGUCAUGUCAUCACCGCACGUCGAUUACCAAAUACAUAUUAAUCAUA